UGAUGGGAAAAACUGUAGAGCUCUCACCUCAUCAGACACCUUGUAGACAAGAAGACACCGCGCGCACGACUCACGUGCGGAGGUAAAAUGCAGCUGAAUAACCGGACGAAUCUCACGAGUCUGGAGUUGGCUGUAAUCUAAGAUUAGUUUUUGGAGAAGGAGAGCCAUGAAGAAACACCUGAGUCCCACAAAACAACAGCAGCAGCAGCAGCAGCAGCCACCGGCUGAAGUCCCGGUUCCAGGCGGCGAGGUUACCGUUCAACAACUGAACGAGCUCCUUUCCAACGGCAGCGGCUUUUACAGCUUACCGACACAACAUUUCAAUGAGGUCUUCCCCAGAAUAUACAUCGGUAACGCGUUUGUAGCCCAGAAUGCAAUGCGUCUGCAGAAACUUGGAGUGACGCACGUCCUCAACGUGGCGGAGGGCACCUCCUUCAUGCACGUCAACACCAGUGUGGAGUUCUACGCCGGCACGGGCAUCACGUACCAUGGUAUCCAGGCCAAUGACACCGUGCAGUUCCACCUCAGUGCCUUCUUUGAGGAGGGGGCUGAUUUUAUUGACAAGGCCCUAGCACACAAUAAUGGCAAAGGGAAGGUGUACGUACACUGCAGAGAAGGCUACAGCCGCUCCCCUACCAUGGUUAUUGCUUACCUCAUGCUGCGCCAUAAAAUGGAUGCCCGGCUGGCAGUGGCCACUGUGAGGCAUAAGAGAGAAAUUGGUCCUAAUGACGGCUUCCUUCGCCAACUGUGCCAACUUAACGAGAAGCUGGCAAAGGAGGGCAAGCUGAACGGGGAGGUGGGCAAACUAAAGACCAAAUGAAAGCAGGAGACCCUCUGCCCUGUCUUCUCCCAUCAUGCCUUUCACAGGUUUCAGCUGCUCUCGGAGACUGACCCCACCCUGACCAAACCAGCACUCAUCUGACACACCAGGGGUAUUCUGAAACACAAACAUACAUGCAUUUAUCUGUGUAGAAAAUUAUUCUUCAUGCACACACACAAUCUCACACGCGUACAUGCUGUUUUCUUUCUAAUCUCCAUGUCUGUCACUGCUGCUCUGUAAGUGGACAUCUGUCAGUCCUCUGCCUGCUCCUACAACUAGUGUGAUCUCAAACACAAACAAACCCCUCAUCCCCCUUUUUUAACUCGACACCACACAGAUGUGCAGACGUCUCGCUGCUAGUACCCGAAAGCUCAAAAUGUCUGUGCUGAGCUACUUAAAGCAUUCCUUCAGUUCCCAUAAGUUGAGAAGGUGAAAACUUUGCCCUGAUUUUCAAGAUUUCCUUAAAUAGUUGUACAAAAUAGAAGAUUAUAGCACAAUCAUUCCAUAGUUUUCCACUGCCGGGAAUGUCAGUGAUGUAUCCGCCAGCAGGAGUGCUCUAUAAAUUCCAAAUGAACUCUUAGAUAUUAAAAAUCCAGAUGGCCACACUUGAUGCAACCUGCAGACACAAUAAGUCAGUUAUGGUACACAGAAAGCAAUAUGUGAAUGGAUGGAGGAAAAUCCCAAACAUUCCAUGAAAACUGAAAAAGCCCUCACAGUUUUGUUCGCCCACUCAAUCUUUAAUUCUUUUCUCUUCUGCAUGUAGGGGCAGAUAUUUAAUGCACACAACACAAAUUAUUCACAGUCCAAUGCAAGCUGUAGCAUUUCAUUUGGCAUCCUUGACGCUCUGGCCUCUAGUUUGACAGCAGCAUUACAUUUGUCAGUCGUUGACACAGAGCAGUGGUAUCACUGGAGCUGGCUCCAACAACAGCAAAGGUCGAGCUAAUUAAAAAUAAUGAGCCGCAUGGGUUGUUCAUGUAGCAGCCAUAUUUAGCUGCUGAUAUGACGAAUGUUCAUUAGAGCUAAAUAUGAUGUUUUUUUAGUUUGUCAUUGAGCUCAAUCAGCGUACACACAAGACAAAUCACAUUUACAUAAGUAGGGACAGUAUCUAAGGGGAACACUGGAUUGAAUAUCCUCUUCAAAAGAAGAAAAGGUCUCUCCAACACCUUCAAAUUUGCUCAUUUGCAGUAUUUAAUUUCUUAAGUGGCUUGUUUAUAAAUUCAAUUUCCUGCUGCAUUAAUAAGAAUAUGAGUGACAUUCAUUUGAAGUCAUUAUAAUUUUCUGUUAUGAAGGCAGCAGGAAAUGAGUAGAACAGGACUGCAUGACAAAAUGUCGUUUUACUCGCCAUCAGUAACCUGUAGCUGACUUCCAUUAUCUAGAUAGCAUCCAUCCAGGAUGCAAAGAAGAGGUUUACACAUGAUAUUGAUAGAUAUACUUAGUCUAAACACAAUCUGCUGGUUCAGUUUGUGUGUUAGAGAUAAGUAUUAUACUUUUAAUAAGAACUGUAACAUUUUUCCAGAACUUAGUUGGUAAUUUUACAUAGUUGGUCAUUUUAAGCCCUGUAUAAUUCCUAAUAAGGACUUAGAAAGUACCUGGUUGAGUGAACAGACUUACAGCGUAUCUACACAGGAGACGUUUCAGCUGCGUUUUCGUGUGUCACACGCCUCUGAACAGAUACAAUUCUACUUGAAUCAAUCCAGCUGUCUACACAGGUCAAGUAACGGCUUGAGUUUCACUCUCGCUAUACACGCAGAAAUGCGGCCUGAAGUGUAUUUUUACACUUAAAAUCUAUAUUUUUACGUUUUACAUGUGUAACUACAUUGAUUGUGUGUUGGGCUCAGAGCAAUGCCAAAAUGCGAGUGACCUACACUUCAAUACUGUGCCUGAACGCAUCCUGUGUGGACACUGACGGAGUGCUGAAGCUGUUGCUCCUGUGUAGACACUGUGUUAGAGUAACAACGACCUUAACAUAUUUUAAAUUCUUCCAAAUUCUUUAAUCUUUAUGUACUCACUUUAAAUAUAUAUAUAUGAAUCAUAUGCUCCUGGUUUUUGUUUCAGUUUAAUUUGCCAACUUGUGCCAGCGUCCACACUAAGCUGGCUAAUUUUGAAAACGCUGUUUACACGGGAAAAUGGUGUGCGUCCACACUCUUCAGGUUGUUUUGGUGAAGAUCUCCACUCACACUAAAAGGCCUGAACAACAGGAUCACUGCGAAAUCUCUUCUUCCUCCUCUUUUGGUCGGAAAGCAAUGAAACUGAGCAUCACAGCCAACAUCUGGUCAGAAGAGGGACAGACCGUCUCAGCUGGUUAAACCUCUGUUCUGUCCCCUUCUGCUUUGUGUGUAAACACAAUAUACUGUGUUUUAAUAUAGCUGCAGUCCCGAUUUUUCAUUUACAUAUUUGUCAGACAAAUGAAUAAGCAUAAAGUUGAGAUUUGAUCAUGGCUCAUAAAUGCUACCUGUUAACCAGGCAAACAGUAUUUCCUGCGCUGCUGCACUGAGACAUCAAUAAAAUUAUUAGUUUGUGAUUGUAAAGUCGUCUGACAAAAUAAACAUAAAUACAGCAUAAAGAUAACAGCUGUGGGCCACAACGAUAUGUCGAUGAAUCGGUUGGUCGAUAGACAGAAAAUUAAUCUGCAACUAUUUUGGUAAUCGAUUCUUUUUUAUUGUUUUUCAAGCAAAAAUACUAAAUAUUCACUAAAUAAUGUUAAAUGUGCGGAUUUUGUGCCUUUCUUUGUCAUAGAUGAUAAUAAAAGUGAAUAUUUUUGGGUUUUAUACUGGUGGGUGAAUUAAAAAAAAGCAAUUUGAAUAUGUCACCUUGGGCUGUUGGAAAUUAUAACAGGUAUUUUUCACUAGUUUGUGACAUUUUAUACAUAAAAUGAUUAAUCGAAAAAAGAAUCGGCAGAUGAAUCGAUAAUGAAAAUAAUUGUUAGCUGCUGUGCUAUAUGAUUGGCUACACUGACAUUGAAAAAGCGGGUUAAAUGUUAAAGGACUGUUAAACUGUCCCCAACUCUCUGGGCAGACUUAUGUCAUUGAUUUCCAAAAGCUCAGUUUUCCUCAUCCACACUAAAAUGCAGUUUUCAGAAUCAUCCACUCUGCAGACCAUUUUCAAAAAGCUCCAUUUUCAAGUGAAAAAAACUCCAGAUUAGUGUGGAGAGAAGGCUAAAAUGGAAGGAAAAAGAUGCGUUUUUAAAUUUAGCCGGCUUAGCGUGGACGUACCCAGAGGUUCUUCAAUUAAAGACGAAAGAGAUUUUUAGUAGUCCUCUGUUGUAAUAUUAGUUAACACUUUUAGCAGAAUAUUCAUACACACCCACAUUACCAAUGCCACACCAAAAUCAACAGUAGCAUAGUGUUGUUAAAAGCUGAUUUUGCCAGUUUACCACCUUCAAACUAGAGGCCUUUAGUUUUAACUGUCAAAUGCAUCACCAGGGAAGGACGCCACACACUUUCAACAAAAAGUUCCAGUCAUCAUGCCAGAGAGUUGUCCACUGCCAAUUCCCUGACACAGCCAUUCGGCCAGUAUCCAGUUCCACUGUUUCAUCAACACAGUUUGUCAGAGGUCCAUACACAACAUGUCACUUGUCUCACUCCUAAUUGUGUGUGUCAUACAGUAAUUUAUUAUGCUUGACUUUAUGCACACACAGAGUCAAAUCACAAAGCCUUUUUUGGUUGUAUGUACUAAAGCAUUGCAAUAUAUGUCAAUACCCCAUCAGAUAUAUAGAAUGUAAUCACAUCUAAAUAUGACUAUUCAGACUGUAGUUGUUACAUAUAGGCAACAGUAGUUCAACAAUACAUUUUGUAUUUAUUACUGGGCAUAAUACUGUAAACUAGACCUAGUGCUAGGAAGGACAGCGAUGGAGUGUUUUUAAAACCUGCACCAGGUCACUCCUCAAGAGAGACAGGGUUGUUUUAUGAGACAAAUUUCCAUGAAAGUGUGAGAAUGAGGGAGUGUUGACGAUUUGAGAUGGAAAGUCAGAAGUGUUGGUAGUUCAGCCACUAUGUCCCACGCACCAGAUUGCAUAUUUCUCCUGAACAAAUGGCCUGGGGUAUGUUAGCAUGAAUCCAGGAGAAUAGUUGUCUCACUAGAGAGGAAAAUGGAAACUAGAUUGUCUCACCUCAUUAAUGGCACUAUUUAUUCCUCCUUUGAUAUAUCUGUAUACAUAUGAAUAUAUACAUGUAUACUGUAUAUACAUAUUUAAGUGUUGACAUAUAUGAAUGUAUGAGCAAUGUGUCUAUAACGUGUAGGUAUCGUCAGUAUGUCUUGAGUCCUUAUAUAUCAUGUUAUAUUUGUAUAUGACAUCACAGAAUAGCUCCUCCAUUCUUUCUGUUCCACAGUUGAUUACAUGUACAUUCAUAUUCAAAUAUAAUGUACAUGUAAAAAUGUGUGUAAUCACUUUAUCACGAUUGUGCAAAAGUUGCUUAUGAUAGCAGGGUUUUUCCAAGCUUUGCUGGGAUACUGAGGCAUGUAAUCAUCGUGUUUACUAGUGUUUUGUCCAUGGUAAUGCUAAUUUAUUCAUAAUAUACAGCAAGAUGCAGGUGGCAGCAUAAGAUGGAUAUGGAUUACAUGUCAUCAUGUCCAAGGAUACACUCAAUCCCAUCACCCGUUCAUUUGGUGCUUCAAAACAUUUACAGCAACUUUCUUUUUUGACAGGAGUUGGAAGUUUUGUGUUAAUGCACACAGAUCAAUAUCUGGGUUUAUUUGGCUGAGAAUGAACUGAUUCUCCAGCUACACUUUGUCUUUAAAUGAAUUGUUUUUAGCUGCAAAACACUCCAUGGAACUGGCUUGUAACUCACUCACAAAGAAACAUUCACAUUUAGCAGGCUGCAGACUCUCCACUAGGGGGAGCUGUUCAGCAUGUUAAUUUUUCGACCACGGGUCUAUAGUGUUAGGCCAGUCUUCGUUUUGCUUUUAGAUUAGUCUAUUGCAAGUUAGACAGUUUCACAAAAAUAAUGACUUACUUAUUUUAAGCCUAAAAAGCCCAGGCUAACUCUGAAUUAAGAGCCAUGUUUCCAUAGUAACAAUUUGUGGUUUGCUAACAAUGCUGUGAAGUGACCAAUGAGAAGAGAAAGAGUUCUUAGUAGCCUGUUGAAAACAUUUUCUGCUGGAGUAAACAGAACUGAGCAGUUUAACACAAUCAGUUAGCCAUGUUUUUUAGUUUGAAAAACUAUUAUUUUACCCAAUAUUCAUGGCAUAUUAGUCAUACUUAAAGAGUAACUAAACCCCAAAGUUUUAGCUGAGGUGCCUCCACCCUGGAAAUUCAAAAAAUUUCUCUAGAACGUGAAAAAACGGGCAGGGCUGGGAGGGGGAGCAAUUGGAUAGCCCUACAACCAAUCAGACCAAUGAAACGGGAAGUUACGUAGCACUGAGCGACAGAGCAGUGCUUCAUUCGUUUUCAAAUGAAUGGUCUGAUUUGGCCUGGUUACAAACUUUCUCAAAUUACAGUUAAACAGUACACUAAAAUGUGUUUCUGAAAACAUUUGAGGUGGGAAAUAGGCAAUGCAGUAACAGAAUCUUGAUUCAUAUUUGAUCAGCACUGCCUGAGUUUUGUGAGCCUGGAGGACGGACCUGCAGACUGGACGCAGGCCCAGACCGACAACCUAUCAGAGAAGCGAAACAUGUGACAUGUGACUUUUUAAAUAGGAGAAGGGUUGUUUGAUGAUGAAAGCUGCCACCAUAUAUGUCACCUGCCUCCAAAUCAGCCAAUAGCAAAAUUCAAUUGCAAUAGCCAGGCUUCAACCUGUAGAGGGCAGUUGCUAUGCACAUUUAUAACACAAUAUGUCGAAUUCAAAUACUUUCCACUAAAAUGUCAAGAUUUGGACCAGAAUCCAUCAACAACACUACUAAAUACCCAUAUACAUUGGUUUUCAGCUGAAACAAAGUGGUUUAGGGGGUUUAGUUACUCUUUAAUAUAGUCAAAAACAAGACAGCUUUGUGCUACAGAUGAAUUUAGACUUCUAUUUGAAGUCUUACUGUUAGUCAGAUCCAGUGUUGUGCAUGAACGUGCUCAAAGAGCGCCGUUCAUUGAACGUGCUCAUGUUUUUGGUGAACUGAACGUAUUUGUUUGCAA
Messenger RNA from Siniperca chuatsi (mandarin fish), 6881 nucleotides. It is a transcript of the gene dusp3a, whose product is annotated as dual specificity phosphatase 3a. The record is from RefSeq and is a predicted model, not a curated record. NCBI's taxonomy places the organism in Eukaryota, Metazoa, Chordata, Actinopteri, Centrarchiformes, Sinipercidae. Gene Ontology annotation, cellular component: cytoplasm. Gene Ontology annotation, biological process: protein dephosphorylation; negative regulation of MAPK cascade. Bases 167 to 820 code for a protein of 217 amino acids. Gene Ontology annotation, molecular function: MAP kinase phosphatase activity; protein tyrosine/serine/threonine phosphatase activity. The transcript is spliced from 3 exons.